AUGAGUGACGUUCGUUCUGUGUCGCUUCAAUCCUCAGUUGGAACUACUACUGCGGAAGAAUUGGCCAAUAAAUAUCAAAAACUGUUUGAUGAAUACUCAAAGAUAAAGGCGCAGCAAACAGUUCUUAAAAAGGCGGUUAUCAAGGAACAAGCCGCUAAUGUUUCAUUACAUGAGGAAGUGAAAACAAAAGAACAUGAAUUACGGACGUCAUUACAGCAACUUGAUCUCUUAACGUUUCACAACCAACGCCUCACAAAACGUAUUGAAAGUCUUCAGGAGUCAGGAAACACUCGUUUAGCUCCUGGAUGGUUAUUAGGUUCAGCUAAGAAAGAGCUCGAAAGAUCUAAAUCUACGCUUGAAGCUUUAAGUACCGAUUUAGGAAGAAAAAUUGCCGAGAAUGAGAGAUUACAUGCAGAUCUGAAUGAAGUUAAUGGUCUAUAUGCACAUCAUAAACAAUUGCUGCAAGAAAAAUUAUCAGACCUGGAGAAGAGAAAUGAAGAGCUGCAGGUAGAAUUAAAGAGAUCACACCUCGCAGGUGAAGAGGCGGUAACUAUGGCUCAUAAAGAGAAACAACAUGUUGAAUCAGAAUUAGAGAAAACGCGAGCUGAACUUAAAACAACAAAAUCCUUUUUGGAAGAAAAUGAGUGUAAAAUGAAAGAUGAAGAGGAUUCAUUAAGAGCUGAAGUAUCUGCUUUACAAGACACACUAUCAAUUACUCUUGGAUUAUCCGAAGAUUCGGACAAAUUUAACACACUAUAUAACAAAGUCGAUUCAGAAGCCGAUGAAAUCAUUGCGAGCUUUAGACAAUUGCAAUCUAGUGCACGGGAAUAUUUGAUGGCACUCAAGGAAAAUUCACGUUCACAUUCUCUUGGGUUACAAAUGAAAAAUGCCAGUCAAGCAUGGCACCAAAAUCUCCAAAUAUUGGCGGUUAAAUUGGCUUCUUCUCAAAGUCGAAUAUCCGAGCUCGCAUUGGAAAAAGAGAAAUUAGCAAAAGAAAAUGAAAAUAACGCGCGAAAAAUAGCAAUGUUAGAAACAGAAAUUGUUCGAUUAAAAGAAGAAUUGGCGAAACAACACUCGAAUGACACCACCAAAAAAGAAACGGAGAGUGCCAAAAUCGAAACCAAUGGAACAUCAGCAACCGAAGAAAAUCAUUUACUCGAGGAAAACUUUACACUUUUGGAAAAGGAAAAUAUCAUUGAGAAUGAAAUAUCAAAAGAAACCCAAAGAGACGUGAAAAAUACUCUGCCUGUUAAUGAUGCUAAUGACGCUAAUGGCAUUAAUCAUGAAGAGACCUUGACAAAAGAUGAAAAGGACAUUUCCCAAGAGGAAACACAAGAUCAGAUUGCAUCGAAUCAUGAUUCUGAUAUCAAUACAGAUGGAAAUGAAGAUGAUGUUGAUCUAGCUGCAGAGAUUGCUGCUGCACACUUGUUAAGUGCUGCUGAAUUGGGUACAGUGGAUGAUAACGCUCCUGAAAACAAUGCUGUUACUAAUGCAGAAGGUGAUGAAGAGGACGAUGAUGACGACGAGUCUGUAUUUGUUUAUGAGCCAACUGACGAGACACAAAUAUCUCAAGAUCAUCAAACAUCUUUGCUUGAAACGACUCGAGAAAUAAAAACUUUACAAUCUAUGCAGCCUCUAAAUAUACGAUUAUUUAAUUCUGAAAGAGACCAAGACCAAUCUAUUGUUAUGCUGGAGCAUGAUACUGAGCGUAUGGCUAUCUCAGGUGAUGCCACGCGUGAAUUGUUAAUAAAGAAACACUACGAAACCAAAAUUCAACAAUUGACAGAACAGUUGCAACUUGCCGAUAGUAAAUCGGUUAGGUUUCAUAAAGCUUUGAAAGUGAUGCAAGCUAAAUUGAGCGAAGCAGAGAUCGAAAAAGAAAACUUCCGAAAAGAUAUCUUGAAGCUUCAAGAUGAAAAAACGCAAGCGAAGAUUGAAUUCGACGAAACAAAACAAAACCACCAAAAGCAGGUAGAUCUAAUGACAGAUUUUAUCAAUCAACUGCAAGAACAACAUGAAAACCCAACGGGAAGUCUAUCGCGACCCGGAAUAACUAAUUAG
This is a messenger RNA of Ambispora gerdemannii, 2061 nucleotides long. Lineage: Eukaryota; Fungi; Glomeromycota; Glomeromycetes; Archaeosporales; Ambisporaceae. The record is from the annotation of a GenBank genome assembly.